Lolium perenne is the source of this 1180-nucleotide messenger RNA. RefSeq lists its product as uncharacterized. Gene Ontology annotation, molecular function: metal ion binding. The record is from RefSeq and is a predicted model, not a curated record. NCBI's taxonomy places the organism in Eukaryota, Viridiplantae, Streptophyta, Magnoliopsida, Poales, Poaceae.
GCGGUGGGCACACACAAGUAGAGGAGAAUCAUCAUCGCGAGCACCGAUCGCUCGGUAGAACACCUCGCCACCAACCAGACCCAGAGCUCCCAAACUGAUCGACAAUCCAUGGCGUCUAUGCUCCUCAAGGGCGUGCACAAGAGGCUGGGCCUGCCCACCAUCAACAUCUCCUGCUCCUCUGCCGACGCCACCUCCGUCGUCGCCAGCACCGGCCCCGGCAGCGGCAGCAGCCGGUUCAUCGACAGGCACUCCCCGCGCCUCCGCGACCCCCACCGCACCUCCACCUCCUCCAAACCGCCAAGGCCGAGCUUCAGCAACAACGGCGACGCCAAAGACUCCUCCGCAUCCUCGCCGAACUCGAGCCAGCAGCACGGGCACGACAGCAAGAAGAAAAAGAAGAGCAGUACUGCAUCGGCGGCAGGUGCUGCUAAUGGUGGUAGAAGGUCUUCGGAGAAGAGACUGGUCAGCCCCGCGACGUCUUCCAGGUUCCUCCUCAACUCCUCCAGGAUGCAGUCCGACGACCUCGGCGUCGACAUGCUCGCGCUUCCGCCGCCGCCGCCACCUCCUCCGUCCUUUAUCGACGUUUUCCCCGGUAAGAACGCGCCCUUGCCGGCCUGGCCCGUGCACUUCCCCGAGGAGAAAGAGAAACCACCGGUGGCGCACGUAGCAGAGUCCAGCUCGUCAGGAUCUUCCUCUGCUUCGUCGUCGUCAGAGAUCAUGGCUGCGCCGGUGGACAGAGACGGCCAUGACCAGGAAGAGGUGAUGAAGAGGUCGUCCUCCACGAGACGGACACAGGCAGGACAGGUGGUUGUUCUGCGGGUGUCGCUGCACUGCAAGGGCUGCGCCGGCAAGGUGAAGAAGCACAUCGCCAAGAUGGAGGGUGUCACCUCCUUCGACAUCGACAUCGCCAGCAAGAAGGUCACGGUGGUCGGCGACGUCACGCCGCUCGGCGUCCUCAACAGCGUCUCCAAGGUCAAGCCCGCGCAGUUCUGGCCCAGCUCCACGCCACUCACAACCUUCCCCCCGCGCGCCUCCGCAUCCUUCUGAAUAAUGUAAUUUCUGUAGAAUGAUGGUCACAUCAGAAUUAAGAGUAGUAGCUAGUCGUCAGCGUCUAUGGUCGACGGAUCUGAAAAAUCACACAUAAUUUAGUGUUACCAGUUCAGGCGAGUAUAUAUUUUUA